This is a messenger RNA of Peronospora belbahrii, 612 nucleotides long. The record is from the annotation of a GenBank genome assembly. Lineage: Eukaryota; Oomycota; Peronosporomycetes; Peronosporales; Peronosporaceae.
AUGGACGUUCCAUCAUGGCACCCUGCGAAUCAGAAUGCCGAUGCACUACGACGACUGGCAAUGACCGGUGGAGGACCUUCUCAACGAAUCGAAUUUAAUGAAGUAAAUACGUUAACGGAUGAAGAACGACAGAUGGUUAUUAAGGAUGAAAAUAUCAUGCUGGGGGGUGGUCGUGGGCUAUUAGAUGCAUCGGACCGCAUGUAUCUUGUGGAGCAGACACUUUUGGAGCAAGAGGCUAAGAACAGAGAGCACAUAGAACGUCAAGCCGCACUACAGAUCUUCCGCUCAAACGCUUCGAAAGCGCAUGCGCUCAAGCCAACAAUGUUUGAAAUACCAAAGGGUACAAGAAAAAAGACCUUCUUGUCUCCUGAAAAACCAGCCGGAGUGGUGGUCAAAGUCAAGAAAAGGAAGAACAAGACGGAUGUAAAGGAGAGAAAAUUCAAGAAGGCUAAGAAGACGCCAAUCUUGACUCGGAACGCUCCUGAGGUCGAUGACACUCGGAACUCGCUAGAGAAGCAGAUAGAAGAUAACGACGUCUCAUGGCCUUUGUCGAAAAAGUCUUCUGCAACAGCAUUGUUGACUGAAGACUACUCAAGCGAUGACGGACAAUAG